UCCACCCACCUUCUCCUUGAUUCAAUAAUAGUCAAGGAACCAGUUCCUCUCUCUCUCUCUCUCUCUCUCUCAAAAAUGUUGGGAAAGAAGAUUGGUUCUGUGAAAAAACUAGCCAAGAAAGUGAAAGUUACAAGUGCAGUUGAACGCGAGACAUCACAAUACGAAUGUUUGUUAAGGGAAUGCGAUGAAGAGUCCUUGCCUUCUGCCACUGCCACUGUCACCGCCACAACUCCAACGGGGUUUUUGGCAAUCUACGUGGGAGAGGGAGACGAGAGACAGCGAUUUGUGGUGCCAACAGGGUACCUAUCUCACCCUCUGUUCAAGAUGUUGUUAGAGAAGUCUUCCAAUGAGUAUGGUUUUGAGCAGAGGAAUGGGCUUGUUGUUCCAUGCACUGUCACUGCUUUCCAAGAGGUGUUAAGUGCUAUUGAAUACGGCCAGAGCAAGUUUGAUUUUGGAGAAUUGGUUCAAGAGUUUAUCUAGAGUGUAAAAACGUUAUACUUUGCCUUAUUUCUUUUUUCUUUCUUUCCUUCUACGUGGAUAUGAAAAUAGGUUGGAUAGAAUUAUUAAUACGAUUAGAUUGAAUGAGAAAAUUAGUAAUGUGCUUAGUACUAGGUUUGACAUAUAAAAUAAGUUGGAUUUGUUUGUAUAGUAAUAUGAUGGUACUAGUUAAGAUUAUAUCUGUUAAUUUACUUAAAAUCCUCAAUAUAUGAAAGGUAGU
Molecule: messenger RNA, 718 nt
Organism: Camellia sinensis
Lineage: Eukaryota; Viridiplantae; Streptophyta; Magnoliopsida; Ericales; Theaceae
Product: auxin-responsive protein SAUR15
Biological process (GO): response to auxin
Source: RefSeq, a predicted model, not a curated record